GUCGACUUUCCCUCCACCCAUUCCUCACCAGAGAAUGUUAGCUUUGAUCGCAGCUACUGCAAUAUUGGGAGCAGCAUCCUUUGCAUGCGGGAUGCUUCCUCUUUCAUUGACUCUUUCAAAAUCAUACAUGAAUCGACUCACAUUGGUCGGUACUGGGCUCCUUCUUGGAACAGCAUUGGGGGUCAUCAUUCCUGAAGGAAUAGAGGUACUCGUUGAGGCCAGCCCCCAUUCCGAAAUUCCUUCAACUAGGAUAGCACUUUCCCUUCUAAUCGGAUUUGCAUUCAUGCUUCUCGUCGAACAGUAUAGCUCACAUUCUGGCCAUUACCACCAUGGUUAUGAACUACCUCGAGCCGAAAAUAGUCACGCCCGCGCCGACGCCGGGUCGUCUGCAAUAGUAGAUUUCGACGCAGAGCUGGACGAGUUAGAAAGUGAACAAGGGAUAUCUCAAGACGAACGUACGACGCGGAAAGUCCAGGCGCGUCGUAGCGUAGACGGAGAUUCGCCAUCAAGUCCAGGCAACCUAUCACAGGCAAUUCCACUCACUCUUGGGUUGAUCAUACACAGCAUUGCAGACGGAGUUGCAUUAGGUGUAUCAUUCGCAUCGGAAGGCGGGGCAGCUACUGGAUUAUCUAUUAUUGUUUUUCUGGCGAUCAUUAUCCAUAAACUACCGACAUCUCUGGCAUUAAUGACGUCUCUUCUUGCCACCUCCUUACCCCGUUCCGACUGUAAAAAACAUCUGGUUGCCUUUAGUAUCUCAACCCCGUUAUCAACGAUUGCGACGUAUACUUCCAUCGUCUUCUUUGGUGGGGAGGGGAACAUGACAUGGACGGGAACAGCUUUACUUCUUUCGGGCGGGAGUUUUCUGUAUGUCGCGACCUCAGUGUCACAAGAUGGAGGACCACACGGAGACGACGUCAGUAAACCGUUGCGGCUCAGUUUCAUUGUAUUCGGAAUGUUUAUACCCUUUGGGUUGAGCUCGCUGUUUGGUCAUGGGCAUAAUUGAGGGUCUCCAGCAUUGUUAUUUAUGUACUUCUUAGAACCGGAUUUGGAGGUGUAGAUGUGAAAUUGUUUGGCUGUCCUUCCUGUAGUGGUGGUGAUUUCCGG
This is a messenger RNA of Marasmius oreades (fairy-ring Marasmius), 1104 nucleotides long. RefSeq lists its product as uncharacterized. Bases 35 to 1003 code for a protein of 322 amino acids. NCBI's taxonomy places the organism in Eukaryota, Fungi, Basidiomycota, Agaricomycetes, Agaricales, Marasmiaceae. Gene Ontology annotation, biological process: transmembrane transport; zinc ion transport. Gene Ontology annotation, molecular function: metal ion transmembrane transporter activity. The record is from RefSeq and is a predicted model, not a curated record. The transcript is spliced from 5 exons. Gene Ontology annotation, cellular component: membrane.